This is a messenger RNA of Helicoverpa armigera (cotton bollworm), 4085 nucleotides long. RefSeq names its product mucin-12. The transcript has 4 exons. The record is from RefSeq and is a predicted model, not a curated record. NCBI's taxonomy places the organism in Eukaryota, Metazoa, Arthropoda, Insecta, Lepidoptera, Noctuidae. Bases 394 to 3651 code for a protein of 1085 amino acids.
AUGGGUCAGCAGGUACGGGCUCCCGGCGGGGCGGCGUUGUGUGCGCGGCGCGGCUGCGCUCAUUCGCUUUUUGCCCACCUUUCGACUCACGCGCAGCGCAGCCUCCACCAUUGUUCGCCACGCGCAUUUCUCUCACGUGGGAACUGUUGACUUCUUCGUGCUUUACCCGCGGCGUCAUUCAUCUACAUCGCCGGUGGGGACCGCACGUUAUGCCAUUGCGAGUACGCGAGUACUUCAAGUGCGAGCUUUGUGUUAUCGCUCGACGGUGACUGUGAUAUGAAAACUGAGGAUUAUCGGCAUGUCGGGUGAUGUUCCGGGACGUUACCUGGUGAAAGUUGAGUGAUGAUCAAAUAGACACAGUGAUUGGGAUCUUGCUGACUGAUAAGAGGAGACAUGGCCGUCGCGCCGAUAUUUCCGGUGUUGCUAAUAGCUGUGGUCUCAAGAUGUAAGUGCGAUCACCCAAGCGGGUUCAGCACCCACAGCGGGAACAGUGCAGCGCAAUUUGGAUCGCUGCUCAAGCCGCCUCCGCCACCGCCACUGCCGCCCAUCGUACCAGUGCCGUUCCACAAAGGCGCUGAGAGAAAUCAGCGACACAACUCAGAUAUCGGCUAUCAAUACCAAACGCCCCCACCCCCACCUGUAGCUCCUAGUGAAUUCAAAUUCCCAGCUCCCUUCUACAAGCAAUAUAAUUUCAACUUUGUCCCACCUCCUCAACCGUUUUCAACAACGCCAUCUCCAUCAUUAUUCCAAAAAGUUUCUGGAUGGCUUUUCCCUUCGCAACAAACUAGUUAUGAAGGUUCAUCUAUAUUUAAUAACGUAGCUCCUAUAAAAAAGGAUUGCAAUCCUUGUAAUUUAGUGCCAUGGUUACCAGUAAUUAGAUACAAUUUAGGAGCUAAAAAUGUAUAUCACAAUUCAUUGCCAACGUAUGGACCUCCUAGUCCUACUGCUUAUGCUAAUUUGUUAAAAGUGAAUCCGCAGCCAUUCAAUUCACAAAACAAAGACAAAAGGCCGCCGCAAUUAUUACCUUCGGUGCCGCAUGCGAACUACGGUCCACCUAAGCUAUAUAACGGUGGUUCAGUUCAAAUUGUAAGCUCAACUUAUGGACCUCCUAGUGCUACUCAUACUUUAGAUAUUGUCUCUCCAAACCCUCCUAGUUCUACGUACUCUCAGCCAAGUUCAUCUUAUGGUGUUCCUAGUUCUUCUUAUGGGUUACCUAGUACUUCGUUAGCGUCUCAAUUUUUAUCAACUCCAUCACAAGGAAUAUCAAAUAAUCUGUAUAAUUCACCAAGCUCAACAUAUCCUCCACCUUCCUCGUCAUAUGGAACACCUUCUCCAUCAUACGGAGUUCCUUCCUCGUCUUAUGGGACUCCUUCUUCGUCGUAUGGAACUCCAUCACCAUCUUAUGGAACACCGUCUUCAACGUAUGGAACUCCUACCCCAGGAUAUGAAACUCCACGUCCUAUAAUCACAAAUUUCCAACCAGUCACUCCAAAUUAUGAACCCGGGACACUUAACAAGGACUUACCCCCACAAAAUGAUGUAGAAUUAUUAGACGAUAUUACACCUAAUGAAGAGUUACAGUUGCCAAAAGUUUCACAUCCAACUACAUUUAAAAAUUCUUACGGUGAACCUAUCACAAAUACUCAUCUAUUUGAUAUAUCAUACCCCGUGUCAGCCACAGCUGCGGAAUCUUCUAAAGUGAAAACACAAGUGUUGCCAAAUGAUAAGCCGAAAACUUCAACACCAAAUACAUCAUUUGCCUUGGCUAAUCCAGCCCCAUUUACACUAAACAGGGGUAGAAAUAUUCAUACUUUACAGCCUGUUGCACUUCCUAAUCUGAGUGUUUCACCUUUGCCCCCGAUAUUCAAUGCACGACCUUUUAGACCGGUGCCACCACAGUUUUCUCCAAAUAUUCUGCAAGGAAUCAAUCAGAUGCAGCAGACUAAUAGUAAUGUACGUGUAGAACAGAGUAUACCCGUUGCAGAAUUUACUCACUCGGUUGACUACCCUGCUACAAUUAUACAAUCACCUAUCAUUGAAAUAGAUCCCCCUUCACAUUUAAAUCAAUCAAAGGCGUACAGAAAUAUUCCAAAUAGUUAUGUAGUAGAUGAAAUUAGAGAUAUAUCAUCCCAGGCUUCAGAAGACCAUAUAUCAGCAACAAAAUCGAUUCCAGAUGCAAGUUUUGAAAGUACAGGAACUGAUGUAGGUAACGAACUUUAUGAUACUAGUCUUCCUGCAGAUUUAAAAUCUGUUUCUCGAGUGCCUUCAAAUCAUAAACCGAAUUUUGCUGAUCUUAGAGGAGUAAAUGACAAUGAUGUUGAUAAAUACCGCUCAGAAGCUAAUUUACAAAAUAUAGAUUCACCGCUUUUAUAUCUUAAACCAAGCGCUCCACAUAAAAACCACGGAAACUUUGUAUUAGCCAUAUCAUCACCUGUUCCUGAUAAUGAGUAUGAAAUAUAUGAUGAUAUUCCUACAACUGCGGCCCCGCAGACUCAAACCAGUUGGGAUGAAAGCAGAACUGUUUAUAAUGAGGACACAUCUUCAAAAAAACAGGAAAAUGCGUACAAGACUAAGAUUGUCCAAAUUAUCGUGCCUUACACUACUGGAAAUAAACAGGCAGAAAAAACCGAAGAUAUCGUACAGAUGUCAGAGGACUGGCCCUCUACACCAAAAGACGAAUAUCAAGCACGGAAGGUUCCAUCUAAUACGGAAAAUUCUCGUACAACUCCUAUAACAGAAAAUUAUAAUACAGCAACAUCAACAACAGAAGACACAACAAUUGUCGAAAAUUACGAUUCUGAGCGUUUAAAAGACUUCUACGAUGUAAAGGAACCGCCGUUUGAUAUCAUUAAGCUCCAACACACCAUAGAUGACUGGACAGAGCAAGAAUAUGCUAAACAGUAUAAAACGCCACAGCGAACCCGCAGCAGUGAAAAACAUGCCAAGCAGAUCCCUGACGACUACUUUACGACUACCGUUCCAAGCAAUUAUGUAACAGCAACAAAUAAUUAUAAUUACGACUUCUAUGAUCACGAAGUUUCUAGUAGUGUUCAACACACAGUCACCGAUGAGAGUAACAAUACUGUUAGUAGGCCACGGAAAGAAUAUAACACAAUAGAGAGAACAAAGAAUAGAUUCAAUAGUGGUAAGAAUGAAGAAUCAAGUGAAGUGCAAAAACUUCAUAUUUAUACAGCGGCAUCAUCUUUCCGCACCACAAGUACAUCUAGUACUACCACACCAGCCCCUUGGGGUAAAAUUCAAACAUCAAUUUCACCGCUAACGAAAGAAAAAGUUUAUGUGGUAACUUCGAAACCUUGGAGAGAUUUACGAAACGUUUCCACCGAUUGGUAUGAAAAAGAACCAUUCGAAUCUAAGAAAACAGGUGCAGAUAAUGAAUUUUCAGCUUCUAGCAAUCUUCCGUUUAAGUCUCCGAGAUUUAUGAAUCGGCCGUCAUUUGGCUUUACGUCGGGAGGAAAGAUUGAGUCCGAUUCAUCGUUUGGAUUUUCUAAAAGCUGGUAUCAAAGCAUAAACGAGUUGGAGACGCAACGGGAGAGCAAUAGUACGUCAUUGCCAGAGGCUUCCCAACACAACGUAUCCACUAAUUUGGACGAGGACACGAUAGCCACGACUGCAAUUCCUCAUAACGGCUGAAAGUGCGAAAUAGCGUCACGUAGAACUAUAACUUAAUUCGAAUAUUAUGUGAAAACAAGUGACAGUGACAUUUAAACGAUACAACGUACAAUUGUGGUUAAAAUGUGGUGAAAUCAUCAAAAUAAGAAGAACGCGAACCAAGUGUUGUUUUUAUUUUGAUCAAUUAUUUUUUUCAUAAGUGUAAAUGAACCCUAGUUAAUAGGUAAAGUUAACCAAAGUGGGACUUCAAUAGAAAUUCGAUUUAUAUAUUAUUUCAUUAAUUUUAAAUGUAAUCAUUAAAUAUCCAUCCUCCAUUAUAUUUUAGCUUUAAUUUAAGAAGAUAUGUUUUCAAGUAUUACUUAUAUUGAUAUCUAAAAUUGUAAUUAUUUUGAGUAUUGGAAGUACCUACUCGAUUUUUGUAAAUAUUGAAUUGUAAAUAAAUGAAUGAACAAUGA